Phascolarctos cinereus (koala) is the source of this 929-nucleotide messenger RNA. Lineage: Eukaryota; Metazoa; Chordata; Mammalia; Diprotodontia; Phascolarctidae. The record is from RefSeq and is a predicted model, not a curated record.
CGGGAUUUGUUCCAACAAACUAUUAAAACAUGGUGGAUUACUACGAAGUUCUAGGUGUGCAGAGACACGCCUCGCCAGAAGAUAUUAAAAAGGCGUAUUGUAAAUUGGCACUUAAGUGGCACCCGGAUAAAAAUCCUGAAAAUAAAAAAGAAGCAGAAAGGAGAAUCAAACAAGUAGCUGAGGCAUAUGAGGUGUUAUCAGAUGCCAAAAAACGGGACAUCUAUGACAAAUAUGGAAAAGAAGGAUUAAAUGGUGGAGGUGGAGGAGGUGGAAGUCAUUUUGAUAAUCCAUUUGAAUAUGGAUUCACAUUCCAGAACCCAGAUGAUAUCUUCAGGCGAUUUUUUGCUGGAAGGGACCCAUUUUCAUUUGACUUCUUUGAUCCAUUUGAGGACUUUUUUGGAAAUCGAAGAGGAUCUCGUGGAAACAGAAGCAGAGGUACAGGACCCUUUUUCUCUGUCUUUGGUGGAUUUCCAGGUUUUGGAAGUGGACUUUCUUCAUUUGAUACAGGAUUUACUUCAUUUGGUUCAGUGAGGCAUGGAGGCCUUACUUCGUUCUCUUCUACAUCAUUUGGUGUUAGUGGGAUGGGUAACUUCAGAUCCGUAUCAACUACAAAUAAAAUAGUAAUUGGCAGGACGAUUACUACAAAGAGAAUUGUUGAGAAUGCUCAAGAAAGAGUAGAAGUUGAAGAAGAUGGCCAGUUAAAGUCCUUAACAAUAAAUGGUAAGGAGCAGCUGCUACUCUUGGAUAACAAGUAAUUCAACGCACACAUUUAACAGAAAUAUUAAGCUAUUACAAGCGCCAUUUGAGGAUUAACAGGAACAUUUUUUUUGAAGAUUUCAAAAGAACUCUUUCAGUAUAAUUGUACCUAAUCUAAAGUAUUUAUAAAUGGCUCAUCGAAGCACCUACUUGUCAUAGACUUUGAGCUUAUU